AUGGACCCUGUUCUGAUCGUGGGCGCUGGUAUCGUCGGCUUAACCUUGGGCCAGGCGUUGAAGCAAAAGAACAUCCCCUUCGAGAUCUACGAGCGCGAUGCGACCCUCGAUGCCCGGGGCCAGGGCUGGGCCAUUACGCUGCACUGGGCCCUGGAAUACAUGCUAAAAAUGCUACCUGACGACACACUGGCGCGCAUUCGGGACGUCCAGGUAGAUCCGGAUGUCGCGCGCAGCGACAGUGGGAAUUUCCUUUUCAUCAAUCUCCAGACCGGCGAGCCGAAGUUCAAAAUCCCUCCCAACGUCCGGUGGCGCGUCAACCGAGAGAAAAUGCGCCGCGCGUUAUUCCAUGGGAUCGAGGAUCGCGUCCAUUGGGGGCGCCGUGUGGUGGGCCUGGAACUGGCACAGAAGGACCAAGUACACCUGGUGCUUGCAGAUCAAACUACGGUGACGGGCCGGAUGGUUGUCGGUGUCGAAGGCAGCCGUUCACUGGUUCGGCAGGUGCUGCGACCAGACGCGUUCAGCAAUACACCUCUCGAAAUCAACUUCACCGGCGUCGCGGUGGAUCUGACCCCUGACGAGAUCCAACCGUUGCGGGCCAUGGAUCCACUUCUCUUUCAAGGCUGCCAUCCUCCCACGGGGGCCUUCUUCUGGUUCUCUAUGCUGGAAACACCGCAGGUUAAUGGCACGGCGGGAUCCGAUGUCGAACGAUAUCGAGCUCAGAUCUGCAUGUCCUGGCCAGUGCGAGGACCAGAGGAUGAGGUUGCUGCCACAGAUGAAGGUCGUCUGGCCAACAUGAAGCGCCGUGCACAGGGAUUUGUGCCUUUCCUGCAGCAAGCAGUGGACCGUAUCCCAGCUGGGACCCGCGUCACCGAGAUCAAAUUGGCCGACUGGGAAUGUCUGCCGUGGGAUAAUCAUACCGGCCGCGUAACACUGGCGGGGGACGCAGCGCAUGCGAUGACAAUGUACCGCGGAGAAGCAGCAAAUCAUGGCCUUCUCGAUGCAUACCGACUCAUGGAAGCCAUUGACAAAAUCUACGCCGGCUCAUCCUCGGCAGCCGCGGCAAUCGACCAAUACGAAGCAGAGAUGAGAGACCGGACGAGCCGGGCAGUGCGAUUAAGUCGCCAGGCUUGUCGAGAUGCCCAUGACUGGGAGAGAUUAGAUGAAACGUCGGCUAUUUUAACGAAGAGGGCUGUCGUAGGAUCUGGUACAAAUCAAUAA
Molecule: messenger RNA, 1218 nt
Organism: Penicillium lagena
Lineage: Eukaryota; Fungi; Ascomycota; Eurotiomycetes; Eurotiales; Aspergillaceae
Product: FAD-dependent oxidoreductase
Exons: 2
Coding region: 1-1218 (405 amino acids)
Molecular function (GO): FAD binding
Source: RefSeq, a predicted model, not a curated record